AUGGCGUCUGAUUCUAAAACGAACAAUGCCUCUGAUCGGAGUGGAAUUGGUGAUGCCGACUCUUUGGCAUCUACCGCAGAAAGUGAAGAGGAAGCGGAGUACUUCGUGAAUGGCAUCCAUGCGGAACGGCGGUUCUACGUUGAACCGGAUUCUGAGGAUGAUGAAGGUUCCUUCAUCACUCAGUAUUUGGUCGAAUGGGCUGGAUACAGCAUGGAGAGGUGCAGUUGGGAGCCGAAGGAAAUGUUUACUUCGGAAGAGACCCUAGAUGGCUGGGAAGAGAAAAAAAGGCAGAUCGCGGAGGGCAAGAAGAAGCCCUUCGAUCUCAAGGAUUGGGAGAAUAAGGUGGAUUUGUUGGAGAAGGAGACAAAAAAGCGAAAAGAAGACCGAAGGCGCAAAAGAGAACAAAGGGCACGACGAAAAAGCCUCCCUCGGGCUGAAUCACUGGCCAACCUCGAUAUUAUAGAUACCGAUGAGCCCGAAGCAGGCAUUGCAUCCCGCAGAGCUCCCAGUCACCUAUCCGUGGAUUCCAUCGCUUCGGCCUUAUUUGUUCCAGCUGAAGCCCCACCACCAUUAAAAACCGUGGUGCCUCGCCACUCGCCGCAGCAACGAUCACCUCGAAGAUCAGCUACCUCUAGUGCGCAAACAAAUCGGAACGAGCCUCCAGGAUCAACAAGCUUGAUUACGCAAACAGAAACAAGCCCAAGCAAGCUUCCAAAGUCGCGACUUUCUCGGCUCGCAAAGAAAAUCAACACCAAGAAGAGCCCUCCGGCGCGCCAAAAAAGCCCGCCACAAGCAGCGAAGCCAGCAUUGUCUUCUUUUGGUACGGGCCCCGGGGCCAAGCGCGCAUACCGUGAAAAUAGAUGGAGCGAGCGAGCACCGGAUUUGUCACAGGUGGAGCUGAUGAAACCUUCUGAAUUCCCACCCAGGAUGAACAUAGGCACCACUACCUCGGUUGUGGGCCCAUCUGUGACAAGUCCUAAAUCCCCGGAAGGCCAAAAUCAACCCGCUUCUGAGAAUUCGGCCAGAUUGACCGGUCUCCUAGAGACAAAUACCGGUCAAAUAAACGAUAAAGCUGCGCAGCCGCCACAGAAACCUGCUGUUCUGGCGCCUUCGUCAGCCAUGGCUCCUCCACUGCCUCGCUCUUCGAACUUAGGCUCUACUGCGUCAGUUCCCUCGUCAGUUUACUCCUCGGCUGUGUUGUCUGGCCCCAGUGCGAUGUCGAAUCUAGAGAAAUCUGUUGGUCCUGUAGAUUUCACUACUUCUAUUUCCUCGCCAGCUACCCAAUCAAAGCCCCUUCCACAGGCCAACCUCAUUCAGCCUGCCGAUCCUGUAGAUAAUACUGCCUCCACUUUCUCGCCGCCAGGUGAGGCUCCUUUCACAAAUCCCGCUGAGCGGUCGAGAUCUGCCCUUACUGCACCCUCACCAGCUGCUUAUCCCCGCCCCACACCACAGGCCAAUACCGACGGGCCUACCGAUCCUUCGGCCUCUACUAGCUCAGUCUUACCUCCAGUUGUUCUUCCAGGAGCCCGUGUGGAGGCUACUUCAAUGAAACCUUCUGGACUCUCCGGUUCUAGCCUUACUGCUCGGUUGCCAGCCAUUCCAAAUAGGCACCGUGCAAUGGUCAAUCCUGAGAGGUACACCGAGAGGUAUACUGAGAAUCGAGACUCGCGGGAUAGCCGCGAGACAAUCCGAGGUUGGAACAGCUAUAGACCUAACCACACACUUGUGGCUGAUAGCUACCGACCGUCAGAGCUCUCUCGUCGGUCAUCGCCAUCCAGACGAUCACCACCCUCUCGUCGGCCACGGUCACGGUCACGGUCACGUUCCCCUUCCCCUCGAAGGGCGUCGCGCUCCGGUCAACUGCCAAGGUCUUUGGGUGGUAUGGGUGAUUAUUACACGCCUCGUAGCCCAUCUCCCACCAAUCCUCGGAUUCCGCCAAGGCCUUCAAAUUCAAGCGGGUGGAAUGAAGCUCCAUUAGCCAAUGCUCCAGCAUUUGCUUCCGUCGAACCCAGAGCUGGAGCCUCUGUUCAACCCAGUCUUUCUAUUACGGCCCAAAUUGCAAAAAUGCCUAUGCGUGAUAGCCGGGCGCCUGGUUGCAAGAGGAUGGGUGAUUACUGGUGUAACAUAACCCUGGGAGAGAUCCUUGUCCACGUCUUUAUCGGACCCGACAAGAAAGCCCUUGGUGCUUUCAGAUUAUGCGGCAUCCGUCCGGGUCUCCGCAAAUCUUUGGUCUUGGCUAAGAACCCGAAAACAAAACAAGUUGAGGUUUGGUUUAAGCACCUGUGCACAGUCGGGGAGUACGAAGGAUUGUGCGCAUCCAGUGAGACAAAUUCUGUGCUGAGUACAGGCUGGGCCGAGGGCUUCAGCGACACCAACCAAAAUCUGUUUCAUCUAGCAGAGGAUCUGCGAAAGGACGAUCUCAUCGCCAUUCACUAUCCUAUAAGGCCAAGAAGUGGACCAAACAUUGUCUGGGUUGCUUGGUCACGUGCAUCACAGGUAUUCAAGUUUCCACGUCCUAAGGAUGAAGUGCCACCCGGAAUCCCUCUGCUUAUUGCCGCUCGCACUAUGCUCGCACCGAUUGAAGUUCCAGGCUCAAGUGGACCUAGCCAGCCUACUGGUCAACCGCAUGGCCUUUUACCAGGUGCAUCGCUUUCACUGCGCGUAGAGCCACAUGGUGUAGAUGAUGGCCGGGAUUUCGGCAGUUCCUCAAGACGGUCGAGCUUCAAUCAUGAUGUGAGGAUGGGUGGAUCCUUGCACUCGCGAGAGACGCCGGUCCCAGUGCCGGCCCAAAGCUUUCCACCCGCAAUUGAACCCCGGGGUGAUUUACUUUACGCUAACCCCCAACCCCAGGAUAACCUCACGGUUCAAGUGGCUAAGUUGAUGGAACACUGCAAUAUCAACGUGGAAGAACUUGCGACAAUCGAGGAAGGCGGGAAACUAUCAAAGGCCGGGAUGUUCUAUUUGCACUUUCCCCUAGGCAAUAAAGAAAUACACCAGGAACUGCUAGCUCUGCAGGUAGUCUUGAAGCACCACGAGAAGAUCGUUCUCACGAGCGACAGCCCCGGAGAUUGGGCAAAAUUUAUCAAGAACAGUAGACAGGGUGUGGCCAUAUUUCACGAAUCGUUCGCCGGAUACGACAUGCUGCGUCCUGCACUCAAUUCUGUGCUUCCUCUAAACUCGUUCAAUUUCUGGAUUAUUCGCAUUGAAAGUCCACUCCAAUUAGUUGAUCCCCGUUAUUGUUCACCGGGUGACCAUCAUCUACGCAUCUUUCCAUAUGGCGGCGUCAUACUUCUCACCGAGGACAUGUUGACAGACCUCGAAGGGGUGGCGGUCACUCUCCAAUGGAUUCGAAGUGCUAACAUGAACAAGCGAAAACCUUGGACAUUGAUGUUUUUCCCCGGCAUACUUGAAUGGAUCGAAAGGAGGCUCGAUGAUGAGAAUCACUCGCAAGAUCAUGGACUUCUGCUGCUCAUCCACACGUUGAUCAUCAAGAACAACAUCACGGACCCUCGCAUGGACUUGUUUGAUAAAGCCAGUCUACACCGCAACUCAAAAAGCAACGUCAUCGCACCCUCUCUCAAUGAAUACGGCACUCGAACAGAGCACCACAGCCUCAAAAUCAAGGACAAAGUUGAACGCGACGCAGAUCAUCUGAUCGAAUUCUUCGCAGGGUGGUCAUUGGUUAACAUACCACGGUUCCGGAAUUUCGUCGCUGUCACGUCUCUCAGGCCCUCCACUGGAGCACGGUGGGAGGAAUGGGGCCAUAUGACUGUCAUGAGAGAUGGGUUCAAUCAUUUCUUUAGACGGUUCAAAAUAGACCGAAAGAGCAUUAUGACCUACCUGUCAGGUGGUUCCAACGCACAGGUAUCUACUAGCCAGGCAGCCACCCCGUCGACCAUGACCACACCACAGACACCUAAUUCGGCAUCUCAUAACUCCAACACCGCCGUCCAAUCUACCUUCACAGGCAGCCCAAACAAUAAAGGCAUGAAUAAAGACCGUGCUCCCUACAAGUGA
Penicillium verrucosum is the source of this 4017-nucleotide messenger RNA. RefSeq lists its product as uncharacterized. The record is from RefSeq and is a predicted model, not a curated record. Lineage: Eukaryota; Fungi; Ascomycota; Eurotiomycetes; Eurotiales; Aspergillaceae. The transcript is spliced from 4 exons. The coding region runs from base 1 to 4017 and encodes 1338 amino acids.